Drosophila montana is the source of this 4116-nucleotide messenger RNA. RefSeq lists its product as uncharacterized. NCBI's taxonomy places the organism in Eukaryota, Metazoa, Arthropoda, Insecta, Diptera, Drosophilidae. The transcript is spliced from 5 exons. Bases 1 to 4116 code for a protein of 1371 amino acids. Gene Ontology annotation, molecular function: chitin binding. The record is from RefSeq and is a predicted model, not a curated record. Gene Ontology annotation, cellular component: extracellular region.
AUGCCCCGGUUACGAUUACCAGCCCCAGUUGCCCCACAUUUUGUGGGGCUGCUGCUGUUGGCGGUGCUUGGUGGCGCCAGCGCCCAGGGCAGCUUUGAGGAUGCGGACAAGGCGAAUGAGUAUACGGAUCAGCAGUACGAUCUGCGUCACACGAUACCCGGCGAGCCCGGCGUCGACUAUCCCAUACUGAGCGAGGUGCCCAAGACGGGCUUUGUGUGCAAGGGUCGCCACGAAGGCUACUAUGCGGAUGUGGAGAGUCGCUGUCAGGCGUUUCGCAUUUGCGCACAUACCGCACGCUCCGCACAGGGCUUCGGUUUCCUCUGUCCGAAUGGCACCGUCUUUAGCCAGCAGAAGUUCGUCUGCGAUUGGUAUCGCAAUGUGGACUGCGAUCAAUCGGAGCGCUACUAUCACAUGAAUCGCGAGAGCAGCGUGGGCAGCACACAGGAAAUGAUGGAACGUGUGCGCCAAAUGAUGGAGUAUCCCACCAAGACCAUAUCGAAGGCGUUGCAGGAGCAGGAGCAGGGGCAGGGCCAAGGCCAGGCUCAGUCUCAGUCUCAACGCGAGCACCAGGCACACACACAUCAAACGCUGAGCAAGGAUCUGAGCAAUCUUAGUGGUGUCUUGUCGCAACCCGCCGCAGUUGGCAAUGGCAAUGGCAAUCAUGUACUGCGUGGCGAGGACAUCAAAAGCGAAGCUUUGCCGGCGCCAGCAACAGCAGCAACGGUAGUUGAUGGCGAUGGCGAGGACAUCUAUGUGAACAGCCUGGGCGAGCUGUCCUCCGAUCCGGGCAUAGAGUUCGACCACACAAAUGCGCACAUCAUUGCCGAAUAUCCACGUGAGUAUCACUACCAGAAGCAGAAGAACUUUGCGGAGCGCGUCAAUGCGGGCCUCGAGCUGCUGAGCGAGACCUCAGCCGCAUCCAAUGAGCAAAUGGCGCCCGAUUACAUCAAGCAAACGCGCAAUACCAAUGAGGAGGCCACCCAGCUGGAUCUGGUGUCCAAUAUCAACAAUUUGCUGGAAGAGGUGCCCAUCGACCUGGAUCCCAGCGUCUCCGGCUACCAGUCGAUGAGUCCGCGGAAGGUGAAGCAACCAUUUCGAUUUCUAAGUCGCGGAUUCGCAAUGCAAACGAACGAAAAGGAUGGCGGCAAAGGCGCCUCAUCCUAUGUGUACAAUAAACCCAAACAGACGCCGGGCACUGUCAGAUUUACGCCCAAUGAGCUACCAUUUGAAGCUCACAAAGACACUGAGCACAAGCUCAAAUUUAAUAAUGACAAAACCACAAGCAGCAGCACCUCAACCACAACCACGACCACGACCACAACUACUGAAGCGCCCAUUGCCGAUGCAAUUGAAAAAUUGUUAAUAGCGCCCACAUUGCCACCAACGUUUGAAGAAGAAGAAGACACAAACACAAGAACCACAUUUGGCAGCACGAUUGAGCCAGCUCCUCUGGGCUACAACAGCGAGCUGCCCAUCAUAGAAUCCAUUGGCCAAGCUGCUGCGCUGACGGCUAGUCUGACGCUCAGCGAGGAUCUGCAGCCGGAGCAGGCACCGCUGAGUGCCGCAGCAGCUGAUAAAACGGAUGUGGAUCUGCAGGCGGAGAAGCUGCUGCUGGCGGGCGUCAAGCUGACCUCGCACGCGGAGGAGACAGCGCUGCGCACCAAUAAACUGACGCUGGGCAGGCCAGCGGCAAGCACCACCAGCACCACCACCACCACCACCAGCACCACAGUGAAACCGACAACCACGCCUGGAAUGAGCACCUCCACAGAAACUGUCACGGAGAUCAGCAGCACGCAGGAGCGCAUACGCAGCUAUCGACGCUUUGCCCAGAAACGCGUGGGUGGCUCGGGCGGCGCACUGCGACGCCAAUUGCCGCUGGGGCGCAGCACCACGCCGAGCACCACGAAAGGCACCAGCACACCACGCUCGACCACGCCCACACGCAGCUAUUCGGAACGUCUGGCGGCAAGUCGUUUACGCCUCUCGCGCCUAUCGCUGGCCACCAACAGCAGCAGCACAGCUACAACAACAACAACCACAACAAGCACCACAAGCACCACCAGCACCACGGAGUCGCCUUUGUCCUAUGUGCGCGCUAGCGCCGAUCAGGGUCCCAAUAAAAAGAUCUCUGUGCGCAACAUUGAGAGGGAAACGGGCCAGCAGCGCGCCAGCUGGGACAGCGUGCAGAGCAAUUUGCAACGCUUUCAGGUGCAGCGCGGCAAUCGAGUCUACACGCCAGCAACACGCGCCACCUCCAGCCCCACCACCCCCCCUACCAGCAUCAGCAGAGCCAGCACCAUCAGCUUGACUCCUAGACCCACAAUCGCUGCCAGCGUGCAGCAGCGUGGACGCAAUCGUCAUGUAACCUACAGAACACAGGCACCACAGCAGCGCACACGCGGAACCACCACGCCGCGCAGCACCACAACAAGCACACAGCGCACCACAGCGGCCGCUUUGUCUACGCUGUCGCAACAAAUCUCUGCCUUGGCUGCCGGCUACAGUUACGAACCUCCACUCACACACAACCACAAUAAUGCACCCACAACCGCUCAAACUGUCAUUGCGAGCGGCACACAACAGCAACCACAAGCACAACCACAACCACAAUCAAAAGCACAAGCACAACCAAAAGCACAACCACAAACACAACAGCAACAACAACAGCUGACAAAAAUCACUUCUAGCCUUAAUCCUUCUUCUGCUUUCCUGCCCUUUGAUAAGCUAACGCGCGCCAUUGUUGAUGACUCAAUUUUACAGAACUUUAAGAGCAACCACGCCCAUAGAGGCGCUGCCAAUGGCUACAGCAGCAACACCCAGCAGCAGCAGCAACAGCAGCAGCGCGUUACGAAGCCCACAACAAGCCACAGCUAUCAUUAUCCCAAGCCUACCACACCAGCUCUGGCUAGUCUGAGCAUACCACGACGCACGCAGCAGCAACAGCUGCCUCAGUUGGUGCUGCCCACUCAGCCGGGCAUUGUUAUUGCUCGUGCCGAGGGACAACGCAUUGCUCCAAGUUCCACCAAUACCAUCAUCUCCUCACUGGUCAAUCAACCGCAAGCAAACACUCCUCAGCCCAACUCCUAUGUGGCGCUCAACGAUUUCCUCAAUAAUAAAUUUGGCAGCAGCAGCAACACUGCAGCUCACACUACAUUGCAACAGCAGCAGCAGCAGCAGCAGUCGGCGCAACAGCAACAUUCGCAUGUUCCACAGCAGCAGCAGCCGCAACAGUCCCAUCAGCUGCAGCUAUUGGAACAACAGCAACAGCAGCAGCAGCAACAGCAACAACAGCAGCGCCAGCCACAGCAACAGCAGCGUCUGCCACAUAAACAGCAACAGCAGCAGCUGAGCUACAUAACCCAGCGCUAUCAACAGCCAGCACAAGAGCAGCAACAUAUUCGCACACUGCAGCAACAGCAGCAAUAUCAGCCACAACAGCAGCAAUAUCAGCCACAACAGCAGCAGCCACAUCGUCAGCAGCAACAUCUUGAGCAGCAACAACAGCAACAACAUGAGCAGCAGCCACAGCAGCAACGUAAUGAACAGCUGCAACAGCAGCAGCAACAUCAGCAUCAACGCCAGCAACAGCCUGCACAGCAAAUUAGUUACCACACACAAUACCAGCAACAGCCUUAUCAACAGAUGCAACAGUUGCCACACUUUCAGCAGCAACAACAACAAUCUGCCCGUCCCUCCAUACAGUCCAUACAACAGCCCUAUCUGACGCCCAACAUUUUUGUGCCCUAUCAGCAACAGCAGCAACAUUUGCCGCUAUUCCCACCGCUGGCAGCGGCAGCAGCCGCACCCAACUUGGCCAAAACGACGGUUGUGGCUAACGGACCUGGUCAGCAGUUGGAUCAUUUGAAUGUGCCACUGCCGGCCCUGGCCAAUGGCUUGAUACCAGCGCCCACAUUGCAGGUGGCACAAAAACGCAGCGACAUCAAAGUCGGCCAGCUGCAACUGAGCAGCAAUAGCAAGGGCAAGAUAAUGGAUCAGGGUCAGGAGAUGGCCUUUUAUGCGGGCCGCACAUCCUACGAGGUGCCACAGAGCAGCGUGGGCCGUUUGCCCAAUGAUAUAACGCAGCAACGACGACUGCGCCAGCGACGCUACUGA